Sphaerodactylus townsendi is the source of this 2999-nucleotide messenger RNA. It is a transcript of the gene ERGIC3, whose product is annotated as ERGIC and golgi 3. Gene Ontology annotation, biological process: endoplasmic reticulum to Golgi vesicle-mediated transport; retrograde vesicle-mediated transport, Golgi to endoplasmic reticulum. The record is from RefSeq and is a predicted model, not a curated record. Bases 21 to 1187 code for a protein of 388 amino acids. Lineage: Eukaryota; Metazoa; Chordata; Lepidosauria; Squamata; Sphaerodactylidae. The transcript has 14 exons. Gene Ontology annotation, cellular component: Golgi membrane; endoplasmic reticulum membrane; endoplasmic reticulum.
GGGAGGGUGGGGUGACUGUCAUGGAGUCUCUCCGGAGGCUGAAGCGGUUUGAUGCGUUUCCGAAGACCUUGGAGGAUUUUCGAGUCAAGACCUGCGGGGGCGCGCUCGUGACAGUAAUCAGUGGUCUCAUCAUGCUGUUACUUUUCUUCUCAGAACUCCAAUACUAUCUCACAAAGGAGGUUCAUCCCGAAUUAUAUGUUGACAAAUCAAGAGGAGAUAAGCUCCGGAUAAACAUAAAUGUUGCUUUUCCACAUAUGCCAUGUGCCUAUCUGAGCAUUGAUGCCAUGGAUGUGGCUGGAGAGCAGCAGCUAGAUGUUGAACACAAUCUCUUCAAACAGCGCUUGGAUAAAGAUGGCAAGCAUGUGACUCCAGAAGCAGAAAGACAUGAGCUAGGAAAAGAAGAGGAGAUAUUAUUUGACCCCAACUCCUUAGAUCCUGAUCGUUGCGAAAGCUGUUAUGGAGCUGAGUCUGAUGAUAUCAAAUGCUGUAAUACUUGUGAUGAUGUGAGGGAAGCAUAUAGACGGCGAGGCUGGGCCUUCAAGAACCCUGAUACCAUAGAACAGUGCAAAAGAGAAGGCUUCAGCCAGAAAAUGCAGGAGCAGAAAAAUGAGGGCUGUAGAGUAUAUGGGUUUCUAGAAGUCAAUAAAGUAGCUGGCAAUUUUCAUUUUGCACCAGGUAAAAGCUUCCAGCAGUCGCAUGUUCAUGUGCACGCUGUUGAGAUUCAUGAUCUGCAGAGCUUUGGACUUGAUAAUAUAAACAUGACACAUAUUAUCAAGCAUCUUUCCUUUGGGAAGGAUUAUCCUGGCAUUGUGAACCCGCUUGAUGGGACCGUUGUCACAGCAGAGCAAGGUUCUAUGAUGUUUCAGUAUUUUGUGAAAGUGGUUCCAACUGUGUAUAUGAAAGUUGAUGGUGAGGUGGUGAGGACAAACCAAUUUUCAGUAACACGGCAUGAAAAAAUAGCGAAUGGCCUAAUAGGAGACCAAGGUUUACCUGGUGUAUUUGUGCUCUAUGAGCUUUCUCCCAUGAUGGUGAAACUAACAGAGAAACACAGGUCCUUUACACAUUUUCUCACUGGAGUCUGUGCUAUCAUUGGAGGAAUAUUUACAGUUGCAGGACUCAUUGACUCUUUGAUCUAUCAUUCAGCCCAGGUCAUUCAGAAGAAAAUAGAGCUUGGGAAGAUGACAUAGAUUGGUUUAAAGAACUUUAAGGAGUGAAAAAGAAUACUUUAAGACAAUGACCCAUUUGAAUGUAUAAGGAGCAGAUGUCUGGACUUGUGAAGACCCUCUGACAACAGUUCCAGGCUUGGCUUCAUUCCUUGUUUGGGCAUUAAUUAAUAACUGGGUGAAGUAAAGCAGGAGGUUAAUUAAAUCAGUGCUGUACUUUAGAUUCUAGUAUCUGUCUGAUCUCUUGAUGUAUCACUCAACUUCUGGAUUCUGAGACACGAAGCAGUUGAAUACAACUCAUUUUUCAAUGUGGGGAAAAAUGUUUUCUUGUUGUACUUGUACCCAUUGCUACCCUUGGGAUGUGUAUGUGUGGAACAACUUCUCAGGAAUGUUUUAAUAACACUGUCAAAUAUUUGAUAUCUUUCUACAUUCUCUAGCAUUGCAACUUCAGAUCCAAUAGAAUUACACUAUGUGUACUAGGCUCAGCAGGUUUUCAUUUUCCUUUCCAUUUCCCCCCCUACCUUGGUAACUUGAACACUAAGGCCUUUUCCGCACGGGGCCCAAAACAACGGCUCAGGGACAGAAAAACACUGCAAUGCAGCAGCGCCAUCCUGUGCAGCCCUGAGCGGCGUGAAGGCGUCACUUUCCACCUCCCUUCCCAAGGGAGAUUUUUGGAAAGCGUCACCUUCCCAUUGGCACAGUGCGAACAGCACCGCGCCAAAGACAGUGCUUUCCUGCCCCCCCCCCCACUCACCUCGUCCUCCAGCGUUAGUCUGGAAAGCUGCUGAGACCCACCCACGAUGCCCUCCAACCCCAGUUUCUAGCCCUUCUGCCUUCCUGAAGCUUCCUCGUUUGACUGCUCCUUGCUGAGAUGAUAGGUUAUAAUGCUACAGCACAGCAGCAUGUGCUGUCACACAACUGCUGGAAUAGCAGAAUAACUACUAGGUACAAAGGUAAUUUCACCCAACAGGGCUGGAUGGGAAAAUGAAGCAAGGCAGCAAGGAGUGUUUUAAGUUCAAAAUGUUUAGGCAAAAAUUGAAUGGUUGAGAGGUUUACUGUACCAAAUCAGGUGAAGCCUACGAUGCAUAAAAUCUGAGUGACAUAAGGCCUGCCUCUCGAAAACCUUAACAAUAAGCUGUUCAUAUACACUCUUAGACAAGAGAUGUAAUUCCAGCGUACAUGAUGCACUGUGCCCUAAUUCCUUUCUACAAAGUGGAAACGUUUCAGUGAUGGAGAUGCUUCCUACACCAUGGAGGACUCCAAGGAGGACUUGGGCACACAUGACUCAUGAUGGCUACUUAAUACUGCUCUUCUCUGAAGAGGGAGUCAAUUCUGGGGAAUGAGUAGCAGCAGCUUUAUUGUAAAGAUAACCUGGUCUUCAGCACAACACGUGACGUAACUACAGCCCUCCAGAGGUGAGUGAGUAAUGCUACCCAUUCUAAGUAACAAAUAUGUUCAGUUAGACUUUUAGAAGGGUCUGGCUUAAAUUUUGGGUUCCUUUUUUCACCCUGUGUCAUUCUGAGAGAGAAAAACGUGUUCUGUUGAGUUAGAUUGUAAUGUUCAUAACAACAAGAAAAGAAUUACUGUUACGGCAAUUAAGAUUGCUCUCCAAUAUUACUUGACUGCUGCACACAUGUUUUACACUACACGGUUCUUUAUAUAAAUCUUUUGAAAAGAGAUGCAAAUAAAUUCUUGCCAAAGGGCAGCUGUAAUUUGUUAUCAUUAUCCUGUUUGCAAAUGUUCAUUUUACACUGUGUUUUCAGAGUGGUGUUAAAAUUGCAUCCUGGUGUACAAAUGCCUAUUGCUGGGUAGAUAAAUCCUGCUUUGAUUUCCGGA